Messenger RNA from Besnoitia besnoiti, 3939 nucleotides. Its product is annotated as RAP domain-containing protein. Gene Ontology annotation, molecular function: RNA binding. The record is from RefSeq and is a predicted model, not a curated record. The transcript is spliced from 4 exons. Gene Ontology annotation, biological process: regulation of mitochondrial mRNA stability; mitochondrial RNA processing. Bases 1 to 3939 code for a protein of 1312 amino acids. Gene Ontology annotation, cellular component: mitochondrial matrix; ribonucleoprotein granule. NCBI's taxonomy places the organism in Eukaryota, Apicomplexa, Conoidasida, Eucoccidiorida, Sarcocystidae.
AUGUACAGUGCAGCUGCGCGACCUCGGAGGAAGGUCGUCGUCAUUCCCAUGGAGGAAAAGAAAGAUCAUUCCUCUUCUCCUGUUAUGUCUGCAGAAGACUCCGAGAAGCGCAUCACGCUCCCGCGGGAGUCGGCCCUCCGCCAGCUGUCGAAGCCGGAGGUGGUGUCUCUCCACCGGAGCCUGCGUUUUCUGCCUGCGUCUGUGCCGAGAGACGGCGACUACUGCGACGCCCUCGUGGCGCGCACCGUUCGCCUCUGUCCAUCUCUGCUGCCCAUUGAAAUCCGCUCCAUCGGCCGCACCCUCGUUUUCGCGCUGCCGGCUUCAUAUCUUCGGGCUCUUCCCGUUUCUGCCGCUAGCGGCGACUUCGCAGGCGCCGCCAACCAGCCACAGGGGGGGGCGGGCGACGGCGGCCCCGAGGGGCUCAAGGCGGCGACGCUGCCGCAGAGACGCCGACGCAGAGGCGCCAGUUACGAGGCGCUUUGUGUGUCGCCUGCGCAGCGCGAGCUCCUUGCAGACGUUCUGCGGCACCUAUCCAAGGCGUUCGUAGACUUGCACUUGCCUCUGAAGAAGAGAAAAACGCCCGACCUCCCCGCCGCGCCCUGCGCCGCGGAUGCCUCCGCCUCGGAGCCUUCGGCUGGUGGUGAAGGAGAGCCUUCGCUGCAGGCGGGCACUGUCUCCGCCUCUGGGCCUCGGUCGGCGGUCGCGCAGGGCGAGGCGACGAGCCGCGAGAUUCGGGAAGUGGCGGUGUGUCUCUCGGAUUUUCACUUUCUGUUUCAGACCCAGCGCGACGCAGGCGUCCUCGAGGCGCUCUUCAAGCGACUGGGCGACUACCUGACGCUGCAUGGCCUGCACACGCUGAACGGGAAGACGGCAAGCCUGGUGCUGAAUGCAUUCGUCCUUUGCAACCAGCGCCACGACCACCUCUUUCAGCAGAUUGCGCAGCGGCUGCCGCGGCUCGCGCCCGACAUGCAGCCGAAAGACCUCGCGCUGACUGCGAACGCCCUCGCGCGCGCCGACGUGCGCUUCCUCCCAGGUUUCACAGCGCUCGCGAGCCGCGCCAAGGCGACGCUCGACGCGUUCGGGCCGCAGGACUUCUCCAACUUCCUCAACGCCUUCGGAAAACUCGAAAUCCUCGACGUCGAACUGUUCAAUCAGGCAGCGCCCAAAAUCUCGGCAAGCAUCCGAUUUUACAAUCCGCAGCAUCUCUCCAACGUGGCGCACGCGUACAGCAAGGUGUCUGUGCAGAAUCCCGAGCUGUUUGACCGGGUCGCGGAGAUGACGCGUCGCUCUAUUCAGAAUUUUUCGAACAAGGAGCUCGCGAAUCUCGCCCUAGCCUUCGCGAAGCAGGACGUGCGCCACAAGGGCCUCCUCGUCUCGCUGGCGGACGAGGUCCUUUUCCGGGGGACGGCGGGCCUUGCAUUCGGCUCCAAAUUUCACUUCGAUCUCAUUUCGCUUCAGCAGCUCUCGGCGGCCUUUGCGCGGCUCGGCCUCCACGACCCCCGGCUCUUCUUCGUGCUCACACGCCUCGCCAAGGACGGCGUCCGCAAGGCGCUUCUUUACCGGCAGUUCCCUGGCGACGCCAGCGAGAACGCAGACGCGACGGCCUCGGCGUCGGCCUCAGCCUCGGCGUCCGGGUCGGCGGUUGUGGUGAAAAAGGCUCCGCACAUGAGCGCGAAGUGGCGCCGGGAGUACGAGGCGCUUCGCGCGUCGUUCGCGUUGAACGGUCAGGUCUUUGCGUCACUGCUGCUGGCGCUGGGGAAGGCAGCGAGUUCGCAGAAUGCAGUGACCUGUGACCAGUCUCUGAAUGCGGUCUUCGCGUCGGCGAUCCUGCGUCUGGAGCGCAACUUCUCCGCCUUUGCGCUCUCGCAGAUCGCGCGGGGCUGCUACUUGGUGGGCAUCCGCGACGGGCGCGUGCGGCAGUUGCUUGUGCGCGAGGCGCUACCGCGCCUGGCGCAGUUUCCGCCGAGUGCGCUGGUGUACCUGCUGAGCAGCUUCGCGAACCUGCAGCUGUACUGCGCGGGACUCUUCCGGCAGGCGCUGCAGGUCUGCCGCCUCCACCUGGCCUCGUACAACGCGCGCGAGGUCGCGUCGCUCGUCAUUGCGCUGGAGAAGCUUGGCUACCGCCAGAAGGCCUUCCUCCUGAAGGCCGCGAAAGUCCUGCACAAGAAGCGAUACGACCUGUCGCCCAGCUUCCUCUGCGGCGCGGUCAAUGCCUUCGCGAAACUGGCCCUGGAUGACGCCCUGCUCUACGCCGACCUAUUCAAAGAUAUCUUCGAAAAACAGCAUCUGCUGUCCCCGUCCGAGGCCCUCUCUGCGCUGUACGCGGUCCUCCUUGUUGACUCGCGGCGCGCAGACCUCGCCGCCCUGCAGGGCGGCCAGACGCUCGCCAGACGCGACAGAGAGGAGCUCGAGGAACCUGAGAUACAGGAGGGCGAGCUAGAAGCGGCGGAACGAGAGGAAGCUGCAGAGGAAGGCCAGCGCCGACUCGCGCCUCGCGCUCGUAACGCAGGUGCGCCAGCCGAAAACGCGGCUGCGAGCGCGCCUCAGGACUUCGCAUCGAGGGAGACUGCAUCAUCAGGGGCGUGCGAAUCCGCGCCGACAGAGGCCAGCGGCGUGGCGGAAGGUUCGCCCUCAGCCCUCGUCGGUCGCGGCGAGGCCUCUGUCGCAGGGUCCUUUCUCGGUGCGCAGCCCUCGCUGGUGGAGUCGCUUCUGCGCGUGGCGUACCGGGCGCAGACGAACUUGCAGGCGGGCUGUGUCACGCGGCUGCAGAUCGCCGACCUCUACAUGCGACUGCUGCGGCCUGAGACGUACGAGGCGCUGCCCUUCGAUCUGAAAGCCUUCCUCGCCCGGGUGCGCGCAGUCGACCUCGCGCAGACAGACUGCUUCGCGCUGUCCUCCAAGAUGCAUCGCGACGUCUCCGCGGCAUUUCUGCGCGUUGGGUUGCUUCACCGGAGCGAAGUGCAGCUGGGCCCGUUCUGCCUGGACAUCGUGCUGGGCGAGCGCCUCGCUGUCGAAGUCGAUGGACCCUCGCACUUUUACCGCGAAACCUGCAUGCGCGUGGCCUCCUCGCGGCUGAAGCAGAAGCUCCUUCGCGAAAUCGGCUGGACUCUUCUGCCCAUCUCCUUCUUCGAGUGGCGACAGCUCGUCACGCCCGAGCGGAAACUCGCCUACUGCGCGCAGUUCUGGCGACCCGUCCUCGCCCAAAUGGAGCGGACGUGCCGGGCGCAGGCGACACCAGAGACCGCGACGGAGACAGGGGUGCGCCUCCGCGAGAUCGUCGCCGCUGCAGGCGCGGCUGGCGCGCGCGACCAAAUGGGGAGCGUCGCAUGUCGCAAGCCGAGUCUCAGCGACUUCCUCUGGCUGAUGGAGCAGCAGGGUGCCACAGUCACUCGCGCACACCUCGCGGAGGCGAUGAAGCGCUUCCAGCAGAGGCUCCUCGCGCCGACCGCGGCCGCCCGCGCCUCCUGCGCGCUCGCCAUGUGGGACGCCGAAGCGGCUUCCAUCAAACUGCUUUCUUCCCCGGCGGCGGCGGCCUCCGGGGCUAAUCUGCUUCCCCCAAGCGACGCACAAGACGAGAAGGAGUUCUGGCGAACCAUGAAGGGCCGUCUAGCGACGAAGCUGCCGCGCGCCGGCGGGAGACCAGGGAGGGGGGGAGCGACUACGACAGGCCGUGCCCCCACGGCGGGCGCUGGCGCGGAAACUGGGGAGAGAGCGCUGCUGCACGCGAAGCGCAGAGGCGAACGCAGAUUUCGCGAGGACGACACGACGGUCUUUCACUUUUUGAAGGAGCCGCAGGGGGGAGGGCCCGCGCAGGGAGCUCCACGCGAGCCAGGAGCAGAAGGCGACGACCGCGACGUGCCACACAACCCGCGCGCCGUGACGAGAGUCGUGAAGCCCUCCAGCCUAAACAGGCUUCUUUCUUCGACGGACAGCUCAUAG